CCUGCCGCAUCCGGGGGCAGGAUCCGGCGGAGCGUGUGCCGUGCCCGGUGUGGCGCUUGCGGUGCGGCCAUGGCGGACUCCACGCAGAACGGGCCCAUGCCAGGCGGGGCCGGCGGCGGGGCCGUGCAAUUUCUGAUGGCUAACAAGUUGGAUACAGCAAUGUGGAUUUCCCGCUUGUUCACAGUUUACUGCUCAGCUUUAUUUGUCCUGCCUCUUCUAGGGUUGCAUGAAGCAGCAAGCUUUUAUCAGCGUGCCUUGCUGGCAAAUGCUCUUACUAGUGCCCUCCGACUGCAUCAAAGGCUACCGCACUUUCAGCUUAGCAGGGCAUUUCUGGCCCAGGCUUUGCUGGAGGACAGCUGCCACUACCUGUUGUACUCCCUUAUCUUUGUGAAUUCCUACCCUGUUACAAUGAGUAUUUUUCCAGUUCUGCUGUUCUCAUUGCUUCAUGCUGCCACAUACACAAAGAAGGUUCUUGAUGCACGAAGUUCAAAUAGUUUGCCUUUUCUGAGAAAUCUCUUAGAGAAACUGAAUGCUAAUCAACAGAAUAUUCUAAAAUUCAUUGCUUGCAAUGAAAUUUUCCUCAUGCCAGCUACAGUUUUUAUGCUCUUCAGUGGACAAGGGAGCCUGCUCCAGCCAUUCAUCUACUAUAGGUUUCUUACGUUACGCUACUCUUCUCGGCGAAAUCCGUACUGUCGGACUCUCUUCACCGAGCUCAGGAUUGUUGUUGAACACUUAAUAAUGAAGCCCUCGUGCCCUGUUUUUGUAAGAAGACUAUGCCUCAGCAGCAUUUCCUUUAUAAGCAGAUUGGCACCAACUGUUGCAUAGCCAAAUUUCAGGCACUUGUGUUUUGUGAACAUUAUGAGCAGCUGGCACUUCUGCUGAUGAUUAGAAAUUUCUGAUUUUACACUGAUCUCACUCCAGGCUGUAUAAAAAUAUGUAUAUGCUUUUCUUGGAGAUAAUAUGAAAUUUAGCAUAUCAAAAACAAAUAAUGGAAACUUAAAAUUACUGUACUAUAUUGUUAAUUGGUGAAAAAAAUUAGCUGCAUCCUUUCUAAAACAUACCCAAUCAUACAGGGUUUUGUUUUGUUUGUUUUUUUUUUUGAAUCAAGGAUUGUUUGAGAUUGAUUAAAACUGUAAGAGGUCUAUGCUCCCUUGGUUUAUGUUAGUUGGAACCAUAGCUACUGUAGGAUAUCUCCAGUGGAUAGCAGUUGGUACACAUACCUAUGCAGUACACUUUGGACAGUAUUCUUCUGCUUACUAAAUGUAUCUGUAGAACUAUUUUGUCCAAUUUACUAUACUCAAUGUAGAGAUAUGACCCACUUUGGAGUUAACACAAGGGAUUAAAAUCUAUCAAGUUGACACAGAUAACACCUUUUCUGAAGGAGAGGUUAUUUUUAUUAUACUACUUAAAAAGAACUCUUCCAAGUUCCUACCUUGUGACGUAGUCUUACAUUACACUGUUGGAAGAAAUAUUGAGACUCUGAUCAUAGAAAACUCUGCAGUUUUCUUGUCAUAACAAGAUGUUUUACCAAGCCAAACUGCUGACCUGUAGGCUUUUCAGCCAAAGACGUAACUUUUAACCAUGUCUCAAAUGAACUAAUCAAUGUAAAUGAAGUAACUUUUGCAGACUCAUUGCAGAUUUGUUUAUAUGUCCACAAAAAUUUGAGACUGCAGUAAUUCAAGCAUGUUAGCUUUUUAGAAAAUUAAUCUAUAGCUAGAUCUAUAUAAAUUGUUAUUCCAGUUUCUGAGAGUCUCAUUGUGAUGGGAAAUUUGCAUAAAGGAUUGAACCUGUGUAGGCAGCUUCUGAAACAAAUGGGUGUAGGAUUUCUUGGCAUAAAUCCAUCUGAUGACUGACCUGAAGCCAUGUCAUGACUACAGAAAUGAAUAUUAAUUCGAGUGAAUAUUAAAUUGAGUGCUGAUUAUCUAUUCACCCAGCAGCUGAAAGGUAGGUCGUGUAAAAAUAAUGUUAUCUGUCUGAACAAAACUUCUUUCCAUAAAUUCAAGGCAAAAUAUUUGCCUAAUCUUCUGUAGUUAAUGUUAGUAUUCUAAUUGCAUAAAAUUAAAGGGCCUUUUGUAAACUUCUAUAGCACUAUUCUUCCAUGGUCAGAGAAAUCUUAUGUGAAACUUUUUCAAAAACAGUCUUGAAGUAGAGUAUUUUCUUGUAACUAUUGAGUUACCUUGUUUGUGAUGUGGAUAUCAUUCAGACUUUUCAGUUGUAUUUGUUAGAUCAGAGCCAUGUAUUUAUAAACUUAUUUCAUUUUUUUGCUCAACCUCUUGGUAUUGAUGAACCAGUUGCUAAUUGAAUAUGAUAUUCUUUGACUACUUGUCUCGCUCUCUGAACAUGAUUAGCUGUUUAUAGAACACUUGCACACUGCAGAAGCAACUGCAUGCAGUAAUGCUCUACAGCUGCUAAAGAUUUGCAGUGAGUUUCACUAUAUGUAUAUCCUGUAAUCCUGAGGAUUUUAUAAAGACUAAAAUUUCUACUGCAAUAAAAUGAGUGUUAAAUGUAA
Messenger RNA from Neopelma chrysocephalum (saffron-crested tyrant-manakin), 2509 nucleotides. It is a transcript of the gene TMEM33, whose product is annotated as transmembrane protein 33. Gene Ontology annotation, biological process: endoplasmic reticulum tubular network organization; membrane organization. The record is from RefSeq and is a predicted model, not a curated record. Lineage: Eukaryota; Metazoa; Chordata; Aves; Passeriformes; Pipridae. Bases 70 to 825 code for a protein of 251 amino acids. The transcript has 8 exons. Gene Ontology annotation, cellular component: membrane; endoplasmic reticulum.